AUGGCUGGAGGGUCGCUUGGAGACAACUUGGGAUUGAAGGAAGAUGUCAUCAAAAGGGUGUGUGGUUUGGCCUUCAAAGCUCACAACCACAAGUCACCAGAUAAGCUCUACUUUUAUGAAAAGAUUCAAAUUUCGUCGGGAACUUAUAAUGUUUUCAGCUUCUCGGGAUCUUGGGAUGCCACUGAAUGGUUUGUUAAUAAACCCUUUGGGGGAACCAAGAUAGAUCUUACCCUAUUCCCUUCACUCAGAAGUAUUGGUAACGAUGAAGCUGCUUUGGUGAACGAAGGCUUCGCAAAGAGAUUAUAUCACAUAUUCAAAACUACCUCGUUUAGAUCCGAGGUGAAUAAGGCUAUAGGAGAUGGGAAGCAAGUAGUGUUCACGGGACACUCCUCUGGUGCUGCUAUGGCCAUUUUUGCAACAUUUUGGACCUUGGAAGAGUACCUUAACCCAACCAAAACUCAGAAACCGAAGCCACCCUUCUGUGUUACUUUUGGGUCUCCCUUAAUUGGCAAUCAUAUAUUCUCUCACGCUUCAAGGAGAGAAAAUUGGUCUCGCUAUUUCAUACACUUUGUUCUGAGAUAUGACAUAGUGCCACGGAUUUUGCUUGCUCCCUUUUCUUCUAUUGAGCAAACUUUUGGUUCUAUUCUCCAAUCCUUAAAUCCCAAGUCAAAAACUUCCACCCAAGAUUCAACACGGGCUGAAUUUUUCUCAACUGUGAUGAGAAACACAGCCAGUAUUACAAGCCAUGCUGCAUGCAUUCUAAUGGGUAGCACAAAUUUGUUACUUGAGACCGUGGCGAAUUUUGUUGACUUGAGCCCUUAUAGACCUUUUGGAACAUAUAUCUUCUGCAAUGGAAAUGGACAACUGAUUGUGGUGAAAAACUCUGAUGCUGUUUUGCAACUAUUAUUCCACACUUCUCUAAUAAGCGAUUUGGCAGAAGUUCCAGAAGUUGCCAAUGUUAGCAUAUUGCAACACCUGUCCUAUGAGGCUGAGUUGGAGGAUAGCUUGCAAAUGCAGAAUGUAGUGUACUUGGAACAACUUGAGGAUCUUCCCUUGUCUGCUGAUGGUUCUAAUGGUGAUGUUGCAACAAUUAGCGCAGCCUUAGAUGGCCUUGGACUGAGCACAAAAGCAAGGCUAUGUCUACGAGCAGCAGGUGAGUUGGAAAAGCAGAAACGUAAAAACGAGGAGAAAAUCAGCAAGGAGAUUGAGAAGAAAGCGGUGGCAAGCAUGAAGGAACUUGAGAACUACAAAACAGCAUGCGAGGUGCACAAGGGGAAGGGGUAUUACGAUGCCUUCAAGGUGCAGAAGGAGGGAAACGACUUUCAAGCAAAUGUGAAGAGGCUAGAGCUGGCAGGGGUAUGGGAUGAGGUGAUUGAGAUGCUAAAGAGGUAUGAACUCCCAGAUGAAUUUGAAGGGAAGUUAGAAUGGAUUCAACGUGGAACCAUCUACCGUCGCCUUGUGGAGCCUCUAGACAUAGCCAACUAUUAUCGCCAUUUGAAGAAUGAGGACACAGGACCUUACAUGAUCAGGGCCAGGCCAAAACGGUAUAGAUACACUCAGAGAUGGUUGGAGCAUGCCAAGAGGGAGCCAAAACCUGUUCCUAUCACUGAAUCCACCUUCUGGGCUGAAGUGGAAGAGCUUCAUAGCUGGAUCAGUAGCAAGAAGGCUUUUGAUGAAGUCAGGGAUAGAGUUGUGCAACUUGAACAUGACCUUAAAAAGUGGACUGAUGAAAGGGAGCUAACCAAGGAUACCUUCUUAAAGGAUCCUAACUUCAUUAAGUGGUGGGAAAUUCUACCUCAUGAACACAGGGCCACUUCCUGCAUAGCUGCUCUUGUUGCUAAUGCGAAAGGAUAG
This is a messenger RNA of Sphenostylis stenocarpa, 1854 nucleotides long. The record is from the annotation of a GenBank genome assembly. NCBI's taxonomy places the organism in Eukaryota, Viridiplantae, Streptophyta, Magnoliopsida, Fabales, Fabaceae.